This is a messenger RNA of Fusarium vanettenii 77-13-4, 897 nucleotides long. RefSeq lists its product as uncharacterized. The record is from RefSeq and is a predicted model, not a curated record. The transcript has 2 exons. Lineage: Eukaryota; Fungi; Ascomycota; Sordariomycetes; Hypocreales; Nectriaceae. The coding region runs from base 1 to 897 and encodes 298 amino acids.
AUGCAGCACUCCGCGCAUUUUCUCAUCCUUUCAUCGCUGGUCUUGCUAGGAAAUGCCCAAGACCUGGAUCAGACAAUCGUCGGCUGUGAGGCAGUCUCAUGCCCGAUGGACAACUUUGACCCUCACUGCACUCUCACCAACAUAACAUUUGAGAACAUCGGUUUGACCCGUAUUCCCGAUGUCCCAGAGUCCCUUGACUACCUCUCCAUCGUCAAAGGCGUCAACAUUUCCGGCCGUGGUGCCGAUGACUUCACCUCGGUCUACUACCUCGGCACACCGGAGGACGUGUCGUUAAAUGAGGUGCAAGGCUGUGCCGUCAUAUUCCAUGACCCUCCCCAAGACACAUUUGACGAGUUCGGCUCACACGACUGUGCCGAAGUCAUGGGCCAGCGGUGUGUCGAUGCCAUUCAACAACUCGCAACCAAUAUUGCCGAAGGAAAGUCGAAGGAUCUUUGCAAAGCCCUCCAGGAGGACCUGCAAAAAGCCGACAUCGAUCCCUGCGACAACCUCACCGGAGGAGGCAAGGGGAUCGGUAAAAUCUCUGUAAAGGACCUCUCCAAGCUCGAGAAUAUCGAUGGCUCUCGCAACUCAUCCAGCGAUUGCUGGCCCAUCCUGCCCAAGUCAGCCAAUCUGGCUGAAAUGUUUACCGAAUUCGGAGGUCUCAACGCCUCGACUGCCUAUCCUGAGCUGAACAGGAUCACCCCGCUGCUGACCCUGUUUGUCAAGGGCAACGGCAAAGACAGCAUCGUGAACGAGACUGUCUCACGUCUGAGCUGCAUCAAGAUCAACACCACUCAAAACAUAGGCCCAGAGGAGGGCGAAAACGCUGCGUCUUUGUCCAGGAUCAGCGCGUUGGCUGCUGGUGGAGCACUUGCUUUGUUCAUGUUGAUGCUGUAG